This is a messenger RNA of Myxocyprinus asiaticus (Chinese sucker), 2424 nucleotides long. RefSeq names its product ring-infected erythrocyte surface antigen. NCBI's taxonomy places the organism in Eukaryota, Metazoa, Chordata, Actinopteri, Cypriniformes, Catostomidae. The transcript is spliced from 11 exons. The coding region runs from base 61 to 468 and encodes 135 amino acids. The record is from RefSeq and is a predicted model, not a curated record.
GUCGGCACUCUCAAAUUCAUUUGUUUAACCUUUGUUCAGCAUCCGCCCUCUUCUUCCAAGAUGAGACUUGUUGUACCAAUAAUCCUCUCUGUUGCAGUGGCAGGUUUCCACAGUGUGAUUUCUGCAUCUCUGCAAUUGCAUGAAAGGACUGAAUCACCCGAAGAGAGAGUGUAUGAAGUGCACAAUACGACACAAAAACUAGAUGAACUGGAGUUUGAAGCAGCCCAUGUGGAAGAUGAAGAAAGUUUAGGAGUGACUCACAUGGAGGCAAAUGUUGAAGAAUCAGAAGAGAUAGAAGUGCUUGAUGAAAAAGAGACUGAAGAUGAUGAGAAAGAGACAUUAACAGACACUACAGGAGAAAACGCCGACAGUGACGAGUCCGUAGAGCACAGUGAGCAGGCUGAAGAGAAUGUGGAAAGUGUAGAGGAUAUCACUGCGGAUCAGAGCAUCGAAUAUUAUGAUUCUUAAAACGUUGCCAAGCCAAGUGUGAGAAGGGGCUGUACUGGAAUCUAUAUAUCUUUAAACCUAAAUACCAACUUGUUGCAUAAAGCAAAAUUGUUAACAAAUAUGCCACCUGGCACGAAAUGACAAAGAUCACUGCAUGUAUUGUGACCUCCUUUCACACAAUUUCAAAGAUCGAUGCUUUUUUCUUUUUUUAAUAAAUCCUGAAAAUAUUGACCAGUGUGCAACAUUCAUAUAAAAAUGAAAACAUUCAGAUGGGUGUAAUAAUAGAUCGAGCUUACAUGUCCUCUUAGGAUGUAACAGUUUAUUGAGUUGCAGAUGUGGGUAGUGUUAAAACAUAUCUAGGGCGGCUAUCCAGGCCAGCGCUGUCUACAGUCCUUGGGUUUAUUUAUAUCGUCUCCAUUGUCCCAGCUUAUUUUUGGACCAAAGAUGCAAUGCUUCCCUGAGUCCCACAACAGCCUGAUGAUACAUAGCUGUUUAACUCAAUAUAGUCUACAAAAGGCCCUUAAUUCAAGUCUCAAUGAAUGUUUUAUUGUUUGCAAAAGUGUUAGGUUGAAAUUUUGAUGCUUGUGUUGAAAAAUAGAUUAGUGAUAUACCCAGUUUGUCUGAUAACCGCUAUGAAUGUAAACAUGUUUUUAGACCAAAUAUUCAAGUACAAACCAAAACAUUUAUUGUGCAGUUUAACUGUAUAAAAUCAACAUGAAACAAGCAUUUGCAGCCUAUUUUACUCCCAUAAUUAUUCUUCAGUUAUUGAAUAAUAAUAAUUUUAAAAAGGGGUGUAGGGCUGGACUUUUAUCUAGUAAGAACUGAAUGGACCUUAAAAAGUAAGCAUUGCUACAGUAUACCAGAAUGGAGUGAGACUUGAAUACGAGUGGAAUGCAGUGCAUUUGUGGAGAACUUCUCUAUUCCUGAAACACAGCCAGCACCCACUUUUUAGGAGGUUUUUAACUGAAACAUUGCCUGAUCAAUUUCGAUUUUCAUAUUGACUUUAAUACUUACCUGCUAAAACCUGGCACAAAAAGACUACACUGUUUGUAGUUUAACGUUAUCUUCUUCCAAUAAUGGUAAAAAAAAAAAAAAACAAAACAAAAAAAAGACCGAUAGCAAUAGCCUAAUUAAAUAAAAAGUUAAUUAUGGCCAAUACUAGCUGCUGCAUUUUAAACAAGUUUAAAAACUCUGCAAAAAUAUGUAUAACAAUAAUCAAGUCUUGAAGUUAUGAAUGCAUGACCUUUUAUUUCAUGAUAUAUUUCAUAACUUAGCAAUGUUAAUUCUUAACUUGGCAAUAUUUCUGAGAUGAAUGAUGUUCUAGAGACAUUAGAAAUGUGGCUUUCAAAUGACAGUUCACUGUCAAAAAUGACAGUUGCAAGAACCUUAGUGGCAAUCACCUUAUAGUUAUAAUUUAGGGGUUUCUUAACUUAAGGGGUUUCUUUCAACUGAAGAGGAUGACACGAACAGCUGAAUCAGCAAGGCAGAGAUUGUAAUUGAGAUUAUUUCUAAAAGCAUUUUGCCCAAUGAUUAGAACUCGUUUUUAUAACUGGUCAUCUAGCCUUUGAUGUUUUUAUGAAAUCCAAUAUCUGUGAAAUCUCAUCUAGAGGAAAUAUAAACCGGUGUGUCAUCAGCAUAACAAUGAAAGCUAAUACCAUGCUUCCUAAUGAUAUCACUAAAGGUAGCAUGUAUAAGAACAAAGGGCCUAAGACUGAACCUUGUGGCACACCAUGGUCACCAAUAUACUGUACAUCCCUUAAAUUACUUAUAGUAAAUUCAGAGUGAAAGGAAAUCAGUCAUAUCAUUUACUGGUGAAAUGAAUAAACAAAGACAUGUGAUACACAAAAAGACAUUUAUUCUUUCAACCCCAAAGCACAGUAUGGACAACAGUGUGCUGGAAACAAAAGCCAACACAACACUCAACGUUUCUCUUUGGUUCCCAAAAAAAAAAAAAAAAGAAAAAAAAAAAGAAAAUAA